This is a messenger RNA of Jaculus jaculus (lesser Egyptian jerboa), 4565 nucleotides long. It is a transcript of the gene Lamb3, whose product is annotated as laminin subunit beta 3. Gene Ontology annotation, biological process: axon guidance. NCBI's taxonomy places the organism in Eukaryota, Metazoa, Chordata, Mammalia, Rodentia, Dipodidae. The coding region runs from base 675 to 4193 and encodes 1172 amino acids. Gene Ontology annotation, cellular component: basement membrane. The record is from RefSeq and is a predicted model, not a curated record. The transcript is spliced from 26 exons.
GUCCACACCAAAUCCAACCCACAGCCAGUGGAGAGCCAGCCAAAACCAACAAGAUGACGCAUGGAGAAGAGCAAAGGUUUUAUGGGUCAUUAUAUUCUACAAAUCAUCCCAUAUGACAAUUUGUUUAGGAGAAUGGAUUGCCUCAAUGUUGGGAGCCAACUACAGUGGAAAGAGAUUUGGAAGCCUUAAGAUCUGCCUGAGCCAGGCAGCUUUAGGCCAGCAUAGGCUGCCCCAAGCUGCAGUCUUCCCUGGGUUGACUCUCAGGACCAGGAGCCCUUUGGGAGUAUAUUUUAACAGACAGAGCAGGAGUGGAGCUUCAAGAGUUGUCCAGGAGCAUAGGACCUCACCUGUCCAUUGUUCUCAGUGCGCCCAUCUCAGAUGGAUACUGCCAACUGUGCUUUGGGGCCUCUGGAUCAACCCACUUGCCCGGUCCUGUCCUCGGGGUGGGGUGCGGUGACGACAGAUGGGCGUGGCGGCUGCCAGAUUCCUGAGGCCGACCUGCUGUGGGGCUACACCCAGCCAGGGAGUCUCCAGAGGUGAGGCUGUUGUUUAAAACUGUGUAGCCAAAACAAGAGACCCCCACAUUCCCUGGGAACUCUCUGAGAAGAUUCUAGAGAAAGGAAGAGGGAAGCACACGGUGAGGUGAAGUUCUCCCUGGGGACUCCUGCUAGUCCAUGAUGACACCACUCCUCCUCCUCCUGUGGUUUGCUUUGCCUAGUCUCCUGGGCGCCCAACAAGCCUGCUCCCGUGGGGCCUGCUAUCCCCCCGUCGGGGACUUGCUCGUUGGGAGGACACAGUUUCUGCGAGCUUCAUCUACCUGUGGACUGACCACGCCUGAGACCUACUGCACCCAGCAUGGAGAGUGGCAGAUGAAGUGCUGCAAGUGUGACUCCAGGCUGCCUCACAACUACAACAGCCACCGAGUGGAGAACAUCGCGUCCUCCUCAGGCCCCAUGCGCUGGUGGCAGUCACAGAAUGAUGUGAGUCCUGUCUCUCUGCAGCUGGACCUGGACAGGAGACUACAGCUUCAGGAUAUCCUGAUAGAGUUAAAGGGUCCCAUGCCGGCAGGCAUGUUGAUCGAGCGCUCCUCUGACUUUGGCAAAACCUGGAGGGUAUACCAGUACCUGGCUAUGGAUUGUGCCAGUGCCUUCCCUCAGGUCCGCCAGGGCCAGCCUCAGACCUGGCAGGAUGUACGGUGUCAGCCACUGCCCCAGAGGCCCAAAGGGCAUCUACAUGGGGGAAAGGUUCAACUUAACCUGAUGGACUUAGCUUCAGGGAUCCCGGCAUCUCCAAGUCAAAAGAUUCAAGAGAUGGGGGACAUCACAAACUUGAGAGUCAACUUUACCAAGCUGGCCCCCUUGCCGCAGAAGGGCUACCAUCCACCCAGUGCCUACUUUGCUGUGUCCAGGCUGCGUCUACAGGGGAGCUGCUUCUGUCAUGGCCAUGCUGACCAUUGUGCCCCCAAUCCUGGAGGCCCUGCAGGUCCCUCUGCUGCUGUGCAGGUCCAUGACGUCUGCGUCUGCCAGCACAACACGGCUGGCCCAAACUGUGAGCGCUGUGCCCCCUUCUACAACAACCGACCGUGGGGGCCCGCAGAGGGCCAGGAUCCCCAUGAGUGCCAACGAUGUGAUUGCAAUGGACACUCAGAGACCUGUCACUUUGAUCCAGCUGUAUUCGCUGCCAGCCAGGGCACACAGGGAGGCGUGUGUGACAACUGCCGGGACCAUACUGAGGGCAAGAAUUGUGAGCGAUGUCAGCUACACUAUUUCCAGAACCGACGCCCAGGGGCCUCGGUUCAGGAGGCCUGUAUCCCCUGUGAGUGCGACCCAGAUGGGGCAGUGCCGGGGGCUCCCUGUGACCCAGUGACAGGCCAGUGUGUGUGCAAGGAGCAUGUGCAGGGAGAACGCUGCGACCUCUGCAAACCGGGAUUCACCGGACUCACCUUCGCCAACUCGCAGGGCUGUCACCGCUGUGACUGUAGCAUCCUGGGCUCCCGGAGGGACACGCCCUGCGACCAGGAGAGCGGGCGCUGCCUGUGUCUGCCCAACGUGGUGGGCCCCAAGUGUGACCAGUGCGCCCCCAACUACUGGAAGCUGGCCAGUGGCCAGGGCUGCGAACCAUGUGCCUGUGACCCACGCAACUCCCUCAGUCCCCAGUGCAACCAGUUCACAGGGCAGUGUCCUUGCCGGGAAGGGUUUGGUGGUCUUACAUGCAGUUCUGCAGCCCUCCGCCAGUGUCCAGACAAGACCUAUGGGGACAUGGCCACAGGAUGCCGAGCCUGUGACUGUGACUUCCGGGGCACCGAGGGUCCUGGCUGUGACAAAGCCUCAGGCCGCUGUAUCUGCCGCCCUGGCUUGACGGGACGCCGCUGUGACCAGUGUCAGCGGGGCUACUGUGACCGCUACCCAUCUUGUGUGGCCUGCCACCCUUGCUUCCAGACCUACGAUGCAGACCUCCAGGAGCAGGCUCGGCGCCUUGGUGGCCUCCGCAACACCACAGCCGCAGCAGACCUGUGGUCAGGGCAGGGUCUGGAGGACCGUGACUUGACCUCCCGGAUGUUGAAUGCCAAGAGCAAGAUUGAGCAGAUCCAGAUGAUUCUGGGCAGCACUUCAGUCACAGAGCAGGAUGUAGCCCAGGUGGCCAGUGCCAUCUUAUCCAUCAGGAGGGCUCUCCAGAGCCUGGGGCUGGAUCUGCCACUGGAGGAGGAGGUGGGGUCUCUCCCUGGAGACCUGGAGACUUUGGGCCGAAGCUUCAACCGUCUGCUCCUUCAGUACCAAAACAAGAGGGACCGGUCUGAAAGGCUAAGAAGUGCCGACCCUUCAGGAGCGUUCCGGAUGCUGACCAUGGCCUUCGAGCGGUCCUCCCAGGCUGCACGGCAGGUGUCCGGCAGCUCCGGCCUGCUGAGCCGGCUCAGGGACAGCCGCCGGGAGGCUGAGGAGCUAGAGAUGCAGGCAAGCAGAGGCGGGGGUCCUCAGCUGGCGACCCUGCACCUGGAGAUGGCUUCCCUACCUGACCUGACACCCAUCAUCAACAAGCUCUGUGGUGGCUCCAGGCAGGCAGCCUGUACCCCAGGAGCAUGCUCAGGAGAACUGUGCCCGCACAAUGGCACGGCCUGUGGCUCCCACUGCAAGGGUGCCCUCCCCAGGGCUGGAGGAGCCUUCCGCGUGGCAGGGCAAGUGGCUGAGCAACUGCAGGGCUUCCACUCACAGCUCCAGCAGACCCGGCAGAUGAUCAGGGCCGCUGAGGAAGCCGCCCUGAAGGUCCAGUCGGAUGCCCAGCGCCUGGAGACUCAAGUGAGUGCCAGCCGCUUGCAGAUGGAGGAGGACAUUAAGCGCACACGGUUUCUCACCCAGCAGGUCCGCAGCUUCCUCACAGAGCCUCAUACGGAUGCAGCCACCAUCCAGGAGGUCAGUGAGGCGGUGCUGGCCCUGUGGCUGCCCACAGACUCGGCAACAGUACUGAGCAAGAUGAGUGAGAUCCAGUCCAUCGCGGCCAGGCUCCCCAGCGUGGACCUGGUGUUGGCCCAGACCAGGCAGGACAUUGCGCGGGCCCGCAGGCUCCAGGCUGAGGCUGAGCAGGCCAGAAGCCGAGCCCAUGCAGUGGAAGGGCAGGUUGAGGAUGUGGUUGUGAACCUUCAGCAGGGUACAGUGGCCCUACAGGAAGCUCAGGACACCAUGCAAGGCACCAGCCGCUCCCUUCAGCUCAUCCAGGACAGGGUAGCUGAGGUUCAGCAGGUCCUGAGGCCGGCAGAGAGACUGGUGACAGGCAUGACGGAGCAGCUGAGUGGCUUCUGGGCACGGAUGGAGGAGCUCCGCCGCCAGGCCCAGCAGGAGCAGGCUCAGGCAGCGCAGGCCCAGCAGCUCGCGGAGGGUGCCAGCCAGCAGGCGCUGAGUGCCCAAGAGGGCUUUGAGAGAAUAAAGCAAAAGUAUGCGGAGUUGAAGGACCGGCUGCGCCAGAGUCCCACGCUGGGCCAGCAAGGCAGCCGGAUCCUGAGUGUCAAAACAGAGGCGGAAGAACUUUUUGGAGAGACUGUGGAGAUGAUGGACAGAAUGAAAGACAUGGAGUCGGAGCUGCUGCGGGGGAGCCAGGCCAUCGUGCUGCGCUCUGCGGACCUGAUUGGGCUGGAGAAGCGCGUCGAGGAGAUCCGUGGCCACAUCAAUGGGCGCGUGCUGUAUUAUGCCACCUGCAAAUGACCUCCAGCCCUGGCCUGGCCCAUGCACAUGUCCUUUCUGUCUUGGAAGGGCAUGUUAGGGCAGAAUGUUUCCUGGCUCCAGGAGAGUUUGAUGUCACCUACCCACAGCACAGGCUGGAUCACCGCAGGUGUACAGCAACUAGGGUACCUGGGCUGCCAUGGAGCCUAUGCAUGUGGGACUGCUGCAUUUGAGGAGGAGAGGGUGCAGGGGUACACCUUCACAGCUAGGAGCUCUUCAGCCAAGAACAUUGGAGUCUGACUGGGCAGUGUCCUUGCCCUCUGUCUUUAUUGUGACUGGAUCCCAUAGCAGCAUAGAAACUGAACAAAAAACAAUGUGUAAACUCAAAACCCAAUUAAAGUCUUUGUAAAGGAA